GUUGAACUAAUCUAAUGUUACGGUGUGUUCAUUAAAAUUUCACCAGCAUGGCUUUACUGGCCGAACAAAAAAGGAAAACUAAGUUUGGACUCGAUCCACGUAAUACUAACUGGAGCAAUGCUUUAAUUUGUAUUUUGUUUCAGAUGACAGUAAAAUAGGUCAGAAAUUAAUGGAGAAAAUGGGUUGGGCAAAAGGAAAAGGACUUGGAGCUAAAGAGGAUGGCAUGAGAGAUCACAUCAAAGCCACUUACAAAUCUGACACUAGAGGCCUUGGGUGCACACCAAAAGAUGCUGAUGCCUGGAUAGCUCAUCAAGAUGAUUUCAAUAAUUUGUUACAACAAUUGAACUCUCAGACUUCAUCACAGCAGUCUUCAGACAAAGUCGUUGAGGAAAGACCACCUGAUGGACAUAAGAGAUAUUAUGGUAGAUUUGCUCGUGGACGUGUCCCUACCUUGAGAAGUACAGAAGAUCUGAAUUGUAUAUUUGGUAAAAGAAAGAAUGUUUCAGAGCCUGCUACUCCAACAAGACAGUCAGAUAGUAUUUCAUCUGGAGAUGAGAGUGACGAAAAGAAACAUGGAAUCACUACUAUUAAAAGUAGCUCAAGUGUUCAAGAGUACUUUGCUCAGAAAAUGGCUGCAUUGAAAGCCAAAAAAGACAAAACAGAAAGUGUGACAGAACAAGUGGUGAACAUGAAAAAGUCAGAUGAGCAAAGAGUUCCUGCUGUGUAUGGUGCAGUUCAGUUUACAUAUGACCAGGACACUGGGUCUAAGGAGUUUGAUAGCUCGGAUGAAAAUGUACCAAACGUAAAUUUUAGUCACAGUCAAAACAAAGAAGAAACUUCCAACUUAGAUAUUGAUGAGAAACUAUUAAAAAAGAAAAGGAAAAAGAAAGAGAAGAAACAUGGUGAAGAGAAUCUUUUAAUAUCAGAUCAGUUAGUCAGUUGUGGUGUUUUAGUAGAUGAAGAGAAAGCUACUGCCAAGGAGAAAGACAGUUAUGGUGAGUCUCAGUCUAAAACGAAAAAGAAGCACCAACUCUGUGAAACGGGUUGUCUGGGUCAGAAGGAUGCUAAACAAAGUAACUCUCUUUUGGUGGAAACAAGUAAAAGAAAGCUUGAAGAUGGAGAUGACUCCACCUUGCUGAAUCAAUGUAAAAGAAAAAAAUUAGAUAAGGAAGAAUUGAACUCAAAAAUAGAUGUGAAGAAUGAACACUUAACUAAUUCUAAAAAAAAAAGAUCAAAAAGUAAAUUAAAAGACAAAGAUAUACAAGUGGAAACAAUAGAGUGCCAAAAGAAGGAACUUGAUCCAACUCGUGAGAAUAUUGAAGAUUUUAAGUCUGAGGCUGAACAAAGCAAGAAAAAGAAGAAAAAAAAUAAAGAGCAAAAAACAGUAGGUCAAGAGGAUUCUGAAAAGAAAAAUGUACAUGAUUUACCAAAUGAUGGUACUCUGCAAGAACCUUAUGAUGAAUCUAAGACUCAACAAAGCAAGAAAAAGAAGAAAAAAAAUAAAGAGCAAAAAACAGUAGGUCAAGAGGAUUCUGAAAAGAAAAAUGUACAUGAUUUACCAAAUGAUGGUACUCUGCAAGAACCUUAUGAUGAAUCUAAGACUCAACAAAGCAAGAAAAAGAAGAAAAAAAAUAAAGAGCUUAAAACUAAAGAGGAUUCCCCCAGUGUGAAUUACUUGCCAGAACAUUGUGAGGAAUCAAAGCCUUUACCUGAGACUCAAGAAAGAAAGAAAAAGAAAACAAAAAAUAAAAAGCAAAAAAAGAAAUCAGAAAUAAAUAAUAUGUUUCCAGGUUCUAAUAUUGGAGAUAUUCAAGGGUAUGCUGUUUAGCCAGUUCAGAACACUUUCUGUCUUUUAGUUCAAGAACAGUUAAAUGUCAGUGUAUUUACUUGUAACACUAUUAAACCUUGUGGAUGUAAGAAGACAGGUCUAUUGAAAGAUAUCAUUUUGCAGUACAUCAGGAUGGACAUUAUACUUUACUGAAGUAUGUUUGAACUGAAUGGGUGACAUAUUUCUUACUGACACACACAAUUAUUUGAAAGUAUUUCAAUGAAAUGCUUAUUAGAGUGCCUUUUAUUGUAUAUAUGAAUAAGUUACAGAUGAUCAGUAGCUCUCCUAUAAUUUAUUUGCUGUUCAUGUUGUGUACAAAUAAUUUUAUGUUUAUGCCAGACUAUAGCAAUACAUAAAUGAAAUAAAGUUGCUUUUAUCUAAAUA
Molecule: messenger RNA, 2212 nt
Organism: Biomphalaria glabrata
Lineage: Eukaryota; Metazoa; Mollusca; Gastropoda; Planorbidae
Exons: 5
Coding region: 170-1828 (552 amino acids)
Biological process (GO): regulation of ribosome biogenesis
Cellular component (GO): nucleolus
Molecular function (GO): nucleic acid binding; telomerase inhibitor activity
Source: RefSeq, a predicted model, not a curated record